UCAGUAGAUGAACUAGACAAACUUCGAUUGUCCGUGACUCUCAUGAACCCUUUCAGAAAAGCAGUGGCUCCCGUUCUUCUCCCUCCCUUGGAUAACCCCAAUGCCGGUCCUUCUGGUUCCUUCUAUUUCUAUGGUUGGUUCCCAAAGGUUAUCUUACACGGUGAGCCUGCUAUGAAUAAUCGAGACAGUAAAUAUGCUGUUGUAGCAAUCUACGACAGAAUAAGUGAUCAUAGUGAUCAUAGGUUGGCUUUCUUUGAAGAGGGACAAAAGAGUUGGACUUACAUCGACAACCAAGAGAACUAUCUCAGUGAUGCUAUAAUUUAUAAAAACCAAGUCUACGGAGUUGGUCAAUCGGGAGCGAUUUGGUCAUUCAACUUUAAUAGCAAGCCGCCAAAAGCAAAGGUUCUUACACCUAACCAUAGUCGCUUCGCAAUUAAGGGAUAUCUUGUGGAAUCGACUAAGGGAGACCUAUUGCAUGUUCGAAGAUUUUUGAAAGAGGAGGCCAAGGAGUUCUGGACUGAAGGCUUCCAUGUUCACAAGUUGGUGUUCAAGGGGAAGGACGAAUCUGCUGUGGAGCAAGUUGAGGUAAAAAGCAUUGGUGGUGAGGCCAUAUUUGUGGGUGACAACUAUUCAAUGUCUGUAUUGGCUUCAGACCAUCCCGGGCUUCAACCAAAUUGCAUAUACUACACCGAUGAUUUGGAAGAAGUUGCGGACGAACCGCAGUAUUUUUAUUACAACGGACCAAGUGACAUGGGCAUCUUCAAUUUAGAGGAUGAGACCAUCGCAAGACACUACUCUCCAAGUCCUCGGAGCAUUAAUAAUCCAGCUGCCCUUUGGAUUGUACCACCGUCUAACGAAUUCUGCUAACUUCCAGUUUCCCGUGUUACACCUAUUGCAUGUUGCUGCAAAUUAAGCCAAAGUCUAGCUCUGUAUUUGUUGCACCUCUAAUUAACGUUGCAUUGUUCUAAAUUUCUAUAAAGUUAAUUUAAAUCUAAAUGUCGGAUUGUUCCCUACCUGCUAGUUUUCAAGUUUAAGUAGCAAGCUAGGUUCUUAUUUGGUUUGAUUAUG
Molecule: messenger RNA, 1068 nt
Organism: Malus domestica (apple)
Lineage: Eukaryota; Viridiplantae; Streptophyta; Magnoliopsida; Rosales; Rosaceae
Product: F-box protein At2g26160-like
Source: RefSeq, a predicted model, not a curated record